CGGUAGUGUGGUUGACACGACGGUCACCAAAAAAGGUUUCCCAUAUUGCCUCCUCUGUCUAUUCAAUAUUAUUCCUUGAGACGUUUCCCUCGAUUCAUGGGAGAAUCCGGGAAGCAAAAUUUCUUCACACUAAUGUUGACGGAGAGGAAGGAGAAAGGGUUCGACUUUCGGAUGGAUGAGCGUGUGUAUUCCGAGAUGGAGGCGAUGUCAAAGGCUGAUCACACUAUCCACCCGGCGAGUCUCGUGGACACGGGUGCGGCUGGAGGGGUUCAGAUGCCCGGGCCAGGUGGCGAUCAGAACGAAUCCGUGCCUAGCGAGGGAUGUGGGGACGGACAGGACGAUGAUCGAGGAUCGACGAGGGAUUCGACGUUCAGCAGUGGUAGUGCUGGCAGGAGCGGCAAAAGGAAGAAUGUGAGACAGCAGACCUUCAAAGCGAUCGCCGACGUCAUGGAUAAGCACGGGAAGAUGAUGGCGACAACGGUGGACAGUGCGAGCAAGAGGCAUUGCUCAGUUGUGAUGAGAAGCCGGCACCGUUGCACCGCCGACAGACGACCAUCUGUCGAAUGCCCACACACGUUGGCCGUGCCGCUCUGGCAAGCGAUCGUCACGCACUAUGAUGCGGUCAGCAUAACGUGGAACAACACCUGCCACGUCGGCAACAUCCGGUAUCAAGCUCCGCCUUCCACAGCAGACGAAUCCAGGACGGAUGGCACGGAGCACUUGACCACCGAUGUCCACCGCCACAGGGGUUGCCUUGUGCAUGGAAGAUGGGCGAGUGACAGAGGCACAUGUUUUAGCAACAGUGCUCUGCAAACACCCAACAGUGUUCAGGACCGUUCUGCGGUCAGACGGCCUCCGGACAUGCACGCACUUACCGGCGAUGGCAUGUGCACGUCGUCCAUGCUGCAGGACGACGAUGCAGUUGGCGGAAGACGUGCAUGGAAUCCGGUCGGCAAUGGGGCGACGAUGACAGAGGCACGACCGACCUUGGGCGAUGGCUAUGAACACACGCUCGCAUGUAGAUGAUCGUCACAAAAGCUUGCAGGCUGCGUGAUCCGGUGGGCAAUGGGGCGAC
This is a messenger RNA of Chara braunii, 1075 nucleotides long. The record is from the annotation of a GenBank genome assembly. Lineage: Eukaryota; Viridiplantae; Streptophyta; Charophyceae; Charales; Characeae.